GUAGAAGAAGACAAACAUCAUAUUCGAAAGAUGUCGGCGACCAGGGAAAAGGAUGGUCGACCUGGGAAACCGUCAGGAAAGGAAUCUCAACCUUUGAUUAUAGCCAAAACUCCGGCAGAGGAGCAGCGCCUUAAAUUGGAGAGAUUGAUGAGAAACCCUGAUAAACCUGCUCCUAUCCCAGACCGACCAAAAGAAUGGAACCCUCGGGCUCCUCCGGAGUUUGUGCGGGAUGUGAUGGGCUCCAGUGCAGGCGCUGGCAGUGGAGAGUUCCAUGUGUACAGACACCUUCGCAGGCGAGAGUAUCAGAGACAGGACUUCCUGGACAAGAUGACUGAGAAGCAAAAGAUGGAUUUGGACUAUCUUGACAAGGUGUCAGAUAACCAACAGGCAGCUGAUGUAAGAACAGCCAAACGCAGGAAGAAAAGGGAAAAGCUGAAGCAGAAGAAGCUUAUGGCAAAGAAAGCCAAGCAGGAAGCCAACAACGUUGAAGAUUCUGAGAAGUCCUCCUCCAGCAGUGAAGAGGACGACCAGGAGAGGGAGGAUGAUGCAGAGGCGCCCAGCUUCGUCAUGGGGAAGAGGUGAAUGCCUGCCACCGGGUCAUGAGACACACUUCAGGAAGAAAUUGAACAGGGGGGUCAAUAUCUAAUACCUGUUUAGAAAUCAACACAGCUGAGCAACACAGCCCAGCUUUUAUCAAUGUCAUGAACUCCAUAGACAUCUGAGAGAGAACAAAGGGAGAUGAGCCUCUGUUAGGGAACUGACAUUAUUCCAAACUCAUGUUUGUAGUUUAGAGCAGUGUUACCUGGCCCUGGUCCUCGGGUACCGCCAACCGUACACAUUUUUUGUUGUAGCCCUGGACAAACACACCUCAUUCAACUCAUUGAGGGCUUGACGAUGGGGGUACUCAAGGAACAGGGUUGGGUAACACUGGUUUUAGAGGACCCUGUUCCAAUUCAGUGAUUCGAGGUUGACAAAGCUGGGUUUCGCAUUUAUUAGGCACCAAACAGAGGAAAACUGACUGAAACAGGGAGGAAUACCUGAACUUGAAAUGCUCCUAUAAGAAAUACAUAUUUUUGUUUUCUGUUGCAAAACCUUUUGCUACAGUGUGACCUAAUGAAUGCAAUGAUACAGGUGUUUCUCAUUUGAAACAUUUUCUUUUGUGUGGUAUAAUUGCUCACUUGUUUAUUAUUUUAUACUGUACUUGUGUAUAUAUUUUUAAUAAACAUCUGGGAAGAAUAAGGCCUA
Oncorhynchus gorbuscha (pink salmon) is the source of this 1245-nucleotide messenger RNA. RefSeq names its product PRKR-interacting protein 1 homolog. Lineage: Eukaryota; Metazoa; Chordata; Actinopteri; Salmoniformes; Salmonidae. Gene Ontology annotation, biological process: negative regulation of protein kinase activity. The transcript has 6 exons. Bases 31 to 582 code for a protein of 183 amino acids. The record is from RefSeq and is a predicted model, not a curated record. Gene Ontology annotation, molecular function: protein kinase binding; protein kinase inhibitor activity; double-stranded RNA binding. Gene Ontology annotation, cellular component: nucleolus.